Molecule: messenger RNA, 2082 nt
Organism: Tribolium castaneum (red flour beetle)
Lineage: Eukaryota; Metazoa; Arthropoda; Insecta; Coleoptera; Tenebrionidae
Product: adhesive plaque matrix protein
Exons: 4
Coding region: 103-1974 (623 amino acids)
Source: RefSeq, a predicted model, not a curated record
UGUCUUCUCUAAAACCCUUUCUCUUUCCGCACUAGCUAUAUAUACCGAUCUUCACAUUUCAAACUUUAGUUUCAUCGCAAACCUCAGUUCUUCUUUUUGAAAAUGUUUAAAAUAUUUUCAAUAGUUCUUUUGGCGAUUGCCGCCAACUGUCAACUGUUGAGAGACGAGGAGCGACCGACGAGAUACGUCCUCCCGUACUCCGGCUUGUCCGGAGGCGAAGAACCGGAAGCAGCGGAAGAAAAAAACUAUUACAAACCGAACAGACGGUCUGAACGAAUUCCGGCCACGUCGUACCAGUACGACGACGCCGAGGAAGAGUACUACAGACCCCAGCCCCAGUCGCGCCAAAAGGCCGAAAGCGACUCCUAUUCCAGCCGAUACCAACCGUCGCACAAAGACUACGAAGAAAUUUUGAAAAAUAAUCACUUAGUGAGGCUGAGGGUCGCCGCUAAGAAGCAAUCACAGCCUUCGCAAUCGCAGCCGCAACAGCCUGUCGAGCAGUACUUGAAAGAAGUUAAUCCGACGACCAAAACUGCCUAUCAGAGACCUUUGAACUAUUUGCGGUUCAAUAGCCAGAGCGCUUUGAAGCAACAAGAACAAAGUGAAGAAACCCCUUUGAAGCAACAGUCGUACCGAUAUCUUUUGCAACCUGAACCGCAACAACAGAAAUCGUACCAACAAUAUCAAUACGAAAGUCAACAAGAUUCUAUUAAGCCAGUUCAGCAGAAAACACCCCAUUUUAACUUGGUCGCUUAUCAAAACGCCCUAAUCGCCCAACAAAAAUUGCUAGCAGCGGCUGAAAACAGCCAAGAAGAAAACCAGUCCAAAUCCUCACUUUACGUGCCGCAAAACGUGAAAAAAGCCAAAAAACAAAAAACAACCCCUUCGCGUCAGUCGAGCCAACAGUACGAUUACUACCCUCAAGUCCCCCCUCAAAGACCCAACUACACCCCCGAAAGCCCCCGAUACCCACAAUCACUGCCCUCGCGAAAUGCUUACCAAAAGAGUGAAGCUAAUUACCAAGUCGAAGACCCUCUCUUGUACCCCGAACCCAAAGAGCUGGAGUACCAAACUCAAGCACCUGCCAGGUCUUCGAAACAGAGAACUACCAGACUUCCGAGGAGAAAACCAAAGUACCAAACUGAGGAACCGGAGGAGUACCAGCCCGCGUCCGACGAUCAGGGAUUCGACUACCAACCAAGCUCGCUGAAGUACCAAGACGAACCCACGUACAGACGCCCCUUGCCCAGGCCCUCGAAACCAGCAAAGUACGAGGAACCAUCGGAGGCGAAAGACGAUUACUUGUACCAGCCUUUGCCCAAGUACCAGCAAAACACACCGAGGAGACCGCAGUACUCCCCGGAAGCCGGCAGAUACCUCAGCCGGCAGCAGUACCGAGACGAAAGCAAACAACUCCCACAAUACCAAGCCGCAGAUUUGGCGUACCAGCCCACCGCCGAAGUCGCAGUUAGACAAGUUGGACGCGGACCGUCUGUUUCUUACAGGCAAACAUACCCACAAUAUCAGUAUGACAGACGGCAACAAAUCGCCACACCGCUGCCAAAAACUCGCUACUUCAACUCACUCGAGUACCAAAACGAAGAAGACUCUUCUGAUUACAUCACACAAAAAAUGCGACCAUCCACACAAUACAAAUACACUCGACAAUCUAACACUCUUAAACUAGCUCCUGUACGAAGCUACGAAGUCGAGGAGGCCUCGGAAGAGACCGUCAUCGUGCCGCAGUACCAGAAAGAACAAGGCAAAUACCGGCCGGAAAACGUCAUCAAGAAGAAAGGCCUCCACUACCCGAGAAGAAAGAAACCGACUUAUCUCAACGGGCAAAUGUUCCGCGAAGAAGUCAAAAAACCGCGCUACUACCAGCUGGAGGACCUGGUCACGCAACCCUCCUCCAAAACCACGCUUCGCUACAGCCCUAACCAACCCUUCUUAAUCGUGGUGUAUGACGAUUAAGUUUUUAUUGCCUAGUGUCUUAGAAUUAUCCCCAUGCUCAAGUAUUACCGGGGAGUAGUAUUAUUGUGAUGUUUAUUCACCUUUUAAUAUAUUUUUAUUACGUAAAAA